Aphanomyces invadans is the source of this 306-nucleotide messenger RNA. RefSeq lists its product as hypothetical. The transcript has a single exon. The coding region runs from base 1 to 306 and encodes 101 amino acids. The record is from RefSeq and is a predicted model, not a curated record. Lineage: Eukaryota; Oomycota; Saprolegniomycetes; Saprolegniales; Verrucalvaceae.
AUGCGCCAUCGCGUUACGCACACGCAUCGCGGCCGAGUGGAUGUUGCUGCGAGCGCGCAAAUGGGCGUUGUCGCGCAAGUGUUCCAACGUGUGGCGCUUCUUCGACAGCGCGUAGGUCGCGGGGUCCGCGACCGUGCCGUACACGGUCACUUCCGUCGCCUUGAUUUCAAUCAAUUGGCCCUUGGCGGGACUUUCUACAACGUUGCCGACAACCGCAAAACUGGCGCCGGUGCCGCCCGAGUUGAUCACGUCUUGGAAGCCAGGGAUGUCUUGGUUCACCACGACUUGGACGCCCGUGAAGCAUGA